Molecule: messenger RNA, 827 nt
Organism: Chenopodium quinoa (quinoa)
Lineage: Eukaryota; Viridiplantae; Streptophyta; Magnoliopsida; Caryophyllales; Amaranthaceae
Product: photosystem I reaction center subunit N, chloroplastic-like
Exons: 3
Coding region: 156-662 (168 amino acids)
Biological process (GO): photosynthesis
Cellular component (GO): chloroplast photosystem I
Source: RefSeq, a predicted model, not a curated record
CACUCUCACCACAAACCCUUAAUUACAUUUCAUCUUCAUCCCUCCACAUCACUCCUAAACUCUUAAUCAUAAACCUUCCCUCUAUCUCUCCUAAUAACCAAAACACACCCAAAAAAAAAAAAAAAAAAAAAGGCUCACACAAAAACAUUGUUAAAAUGGCUUCAAUGAACUCUAGUGUACUAGCAUGCAGCUAUGCCAUCUCUGGGGCUGGGGGCUUAGAGCUUAGCUCGAAGGCGUCUUCGGUGUGUUGUGUGGCACCAUCAUCUUUGAAUGGCAGUGACAAACUGCCUGUGAUCAAGGCACAAGCUCAAAAGGAAGAAAAGGCCAUUGAAGGAAGAAGAGCCGCUGUUUUCGGCUUGGCUGCUGCUCUUGUUGCCACUUCCUUCUCUUCCAAUGCUAAUGCUGGAGUCAUUGAAGAGUACCUUGAGAAGAGCAAAGCUAACAAGGAAUUGAAUGACAAAAAGAGGUUGGCAACAAGUGGAGCCAACUUUGCAAGAGCAUACACAGUACAAUUUGGAACCUGCAAUUUCCCACAAAACUUUACAGGCUGCCAAGAUCUUGCCAAGCAAAAGAAAGUACCCUUCAUUUCUGAGGAUUUGGAGUUGGAAUGUGAAGGCAAGGACAAAUUCAAGUGCGGUUCUAAUGUAUUCUGGAAGUGGUGAAAUGUAUAAAAACCCUCAAAUUCAUUUUCCCAUCUUGUUGAACGUUCUAGUUUCAAUCUCAUGUAUCAUGUACUUAUUGUAAAACCGAAAAAGACGAGGGGUUAAGUAUUGAUUAGAGCAAAUUAGUCCAUUGCGCGUUUUUGUGAACUGUAACUAUUUCUUGUU